UUCUGAACUCUUCUCAUUCAUAAAUUAACAAACCUUGCUUGUCUCUCUCUCUCUCCUCUUUCUCUUUCUCCCUCUCUCUCUUUCUUUCCCUCUUUUUGCAUAAGCACACUCAAGAAAGCCUUUUGCAAGAUGGGAAACUGCUUGAAGCACCAAUCAUCCACCAAUAAGUAUGAUGGCAGCGAUCACGAUAGCGAUGAUUGGGAUUUUCUGGCAGGUGAGGAGGGGUCUUUUGCUGCCACCAAGGCCAAAACGGUGACGGAGGUGAAGAUCAAGAUCACAAAGAAACAGCUAGAGGAAUUGUUGAGCAAAGUGGACGUGAGGGAGUUGAGGGUGGAGCAGGUUUUGUCACAGUUGAUGAACCAUAGUAGUGGAGGGUUCCAAUCACUUCAAAGACCAUGGAGGCCUGCACUUCAGAGCAUUCCUGAGGCCAAUUGAACUAGCUAGCUAGCUAGCUUCGCAUCUAUAUAUAUAUAUAUAUAGCUUAGGUUGUGUUAGUGAUUAGUGAGUGCAUGAUGGGAGUUGAUGAUGAUGAUGAAAAGAGAAUUGGCCUGUUGGGUCAAUCCUGAUUCUUGCUUUCAUGCAAGAGGGUUUGUGAUUUUAUGGUUGGGGUUUGAGGGUUAUAUGUUCUUGUAUUUUAUAGGGGGGAAACAAAGGGUGCUUUUGCAGUUUUUGUUCUUUGUACAUACAAAACAAGGGAGUGCCCUUUGUACUAGUUUGAGGCUUGUUAAUUAAUUUUCUUUCUCUCUAA
This is a messenger RNA of Glycine soja, 748 nucleotides long. RefSeq lists its product as uncharacterized. Bases 130 to 435 code for a protein of 101 amino acids. Lineage: Eukaryota; Viridiplantae; Streptophyta; Magnoliopsida; Fabales; Fabaceae. The transcript is spliced from 2 exons. The record is from RefSeq and is a predicted model, not a curated record.